AUGCACAAAAAUCUUAUAAGAGAAGAACGAAAGGCAGAGUAUAAUAAAGCCCCUGAUUUUGAAACGAUACAGAAGCGUCAUGAAGAAGCCCAAGUAGAGCUCCGUAGGAAGAAAAGAAGUGACCACAUCGCUAAAAGACGAGCUUGAUUAUUCAACAAUAGAACUAUGGCUCAAGAUGCCUCUGAAGAAACAGACAUUGCUUUACUCUCCCUUUAUGAACGAGCAAAGCCAUUGAAAAAAUCCUUAUUUUUGGAAAAAGUAAAAAAAAAUUUGAGAAAAAAUAUUUCAAUAUAUAGUGAUAAUUAUUAUAAUGAAAUCUCUAAUUUGUUUAAUUUAAGCAGCUUACAUUCUAUAAACAUAAAUUUUACGAAUUAAAUUAAUUCUUUCUUUUCAAUUUUUUAAAGUGUUUUAUUAAAUUUCAAUUCUCUCUUGAGCUAGCAAGAUUUUCGCUAACUAGAAGAGGGGAGUUAGAAUUCGAAAUAAGCCAAAUUUCAGGACCCCUACUAAGCCCAGAGCUUGGAUUGCUUAAUCCUAAUAUAAACCCUACAGAGCGUUUAUUAUUACUUAUCAGCUUUAUAAGAGAUUGGGAGAAUCUUGACUUAUUACAAGCAGGAGUACAAGUAUUAAGAAAAAUUCUUUCCAGUGAAAAAGGUGCUCCACUUGAAGUUAUCUUGGAAACUGGAAUCACCAAAAAAUUAAUACAGUGCAUGAUGGUCAAUAAUGGCAGCUCCUUAAAAAAUGACGCUGCUUGGUGCAUCACAAAUCUGGCCUCUGGGAAUGGAAAAAUAGUAAAUCAGCUUAUAAAUGAAGGCGCAAUUGAAGCUUUAACGUGCAUCUUAUCAACUGAAAAAAUAAACCCAGAAACAGUCACUAUGGCUGUUUGAGCAUUAGGAAACAUUGCAGGAGAAAACCUUGAAAGCUGCGAUAAAGUCACCCAAAGUGGAGCUGGGCUUCUCAUUAUGAAUAUAAUGCUUAACUGGCUUAAUAUUUCCAAUGAUGACCUCUCAAUGAUGGUUUGGGCACUUUCAAAUUUAUUCCGCGGGCAAUCAGCGCCCUCUAUAAAGCUUGUCCAAGAUUUCCUUCUAAUUAGCCCACAGCUGCUUGAAAAAGACUCUGAAAAGGUUUUGAUAGCAACUUUAUGGUGCUUUGCAUUUAUAGCAGAGUCUCAAAGGAUUCAAAUGAUAAUGGAUACUGGAAUAAUUCAGAAAAUCGUAAAUUUGUGUGGAAGUGAUAAACUAGAGAUAAGGCACCCAGCUGUAAGAACAAUAGGAAAUUUAGCUGCAAAUAGCGAGACUCUUACACAAUCCAUAAUUAAUUAUGGAGUUCUCGACAAAUUGGAGACACUGAUAAACUGCAGAGAAAGGUUCCUUAAAAAAAUUGUGCUUUGAUCAAUUUGCAAUAUUUGUGGAGGGACCCCUUUACAGGCUGAAGCAGUAGCUAGGCACGAUUUUAUGAAAUCUGUGAUAUCUUUAUUGGAUGACGAAGACUUUGAGAUUAGAAAAGAAGCAAUUUAUAUACUUUGCAACUUGACUUCUAAUGCAUCUUGUAUACUCAUUUUAAAGAAUGAUGAACAAAGCAUUAUUGAAAAAAUAAUAAGCUCAUUAAGCUGCAAAGACCCACAAAUCUUGAUGCUAACACUAAACACAUUAGAAAAUUUGCUGAGCGCUUCAAAAGAAUAUCCAGCAAAUGAUAAAGCAGACAAUUCCUUGAUGUCAGAAUUUAUAGAUAUGGAAGGGCUGGAUAAGCUUGAAAAUCUUCAACGUCACCUAAACGUUCAUGUUUAUAAUAAAGUGUCACAAAUUCUAAAAAACUUUUUCUCUGAGGGAGAAGAAUUAAAAGAAAAUCAGCAGCAAAUAAUAAAUUACAACUUUUGAUAA
Messenger RNA from Blepharisma stoltei, 1877 nucleotides. Lineage: Eukaryota; Ciliophora; Heterotrichea; Heterotrichida; Blepharismidae. The record is from the annotation of a GenBank genome assembly.